Molecule: messenger RNA, 450 nt
Organism: Eremomyces bilateralis CBS 781.70
Lineage: Eukaryota; Fungi; Ascomycota; Dothideomycetes; Eremomycetales; Eremomycetaceae
Exons: 2
Coding region: 1-450 (149 amino acids)
Source: RefSeq, a predicted model, not a curated record
AUGUCCACCCACGGGACUACUUCCACCAUUCCCAGCGGUGAUAUCGAUGCGGCCCUCCGAGAGCGCAAACCACGGAACCUCCCCAUGGCUGUGUCUGUUGCCCCGAAGCCGCAACUCAUAGGCGAAACGUGGUCUGAAGCACAGUACAAGGAGCAAUGUGAUUGGAUGGUCGCCGAGAACGAUACGAAGUGCGAACUGGCCAUUUCUAUCUCCAUGGACGGCUACCUCUGGGUCAAGCGGACGGGCUGGGAUGAUAGCCAAACCGCCCAUGAUAUAUUCACAUUGAUCAGGAGGUGGCUUCGCAGGACGCAUGAGUAUAAUCUGAUGGAACUAUACGGGGAUCUCAAAACCCAUCAGAUUAUUGAGCGAGAAGGCGAAACAGAGUCCACUGUGGCCAUGAUGGACGGGACGGUGUACAAUUCCCCGCGAACGAUCAAGAAUAGGCUUUAG